Clonostachys rhizophaga is the source of this 4089-nucleotide messenger RNA. Lineage: Eukaryota; Fungi; Ascomycota; Sordariomycetes; Hypocreales; Bionectriaceae. The record is from the annotation of a GenBank genome assembly.
AUGGCUGAAGACAAAGAUCAAGAUGGAGCGCAGAGCCGCUCUGGGCAGCCCGACACCGCGCCGGCUAUCAUGAUCAACACACCUGCUGCCAGUACUGGUGACCUUCCUAGUGGGAUUCACCUGGACUCAAUGCCCCAAUCAAAGUCGGAUUCCUCCGCUCAAAGCCAAGGCCAUACUCCCACCUCCCCAAGCGCUGAACAACACCCCAAGCUUCAACUCCAGACAUCCUUCGACAGCAAAGAGAGCCGACCAGCGAGCUCUCACAAUGUUUCGAGUCCCGUAAGGGGAAAAGGGCUGGAACGCGGGUCAUCCUUUUUGGAAGUUCCUGGAAGCGGGCGCGACAGACAGGGUUCGAUUGAUUCUCAAGAUAGCUCGCGAUCUCUCUCCUCUCAAGGCGGCCACACCGUUGUCGGAACAACUUCUGACAAGAACAAGUCCUCCCGAACCCAGAACGACAAGAUCAUGAAUGAUGACACGGCCUUAAAACCCGAUGCUGGCACUGAAGACCAUUUCCAGGUCGAAAACAACCCGUUUGCAUUUUCCCCUGGCGAGCUAAGCAAAAUGUUCAACCCGAAGAGUCUGGCGGCCUUUUACAAGCUGGGUGGUCUGGCAGGGUUGGAGAAGGGUCUUCGUUCUGACCGAAGGGCCGGCCUCAGCAUCGAGGAGAAGGGACUUUCAGGGCAGGUUACUUUCGAGGAGGCGACUGGCAAACCCAACGGGAGUGACCCGGAUCAAGCUUCGGCCCCGGCAGCCCACCAUGUAUCAAGUGAUGGAGAAGGCGAUUCGUUCCACGACCGACGUCGCGUAUACAAGGACAAUCGGCUUCCCGAGCGCAAGGGCAAGACUUUGCUGGAGCUGAUGUGGAUCACGUUCAAUGACAAGGUCUUGAUUCUGUUGUCCGUUGCUGCUGUGGUCAGUCUUGCUGUUGGGCUCUAUCAAACAUUUGGAAAGAAGCACGAAAAGGACGAGCCGAAAGUCGAAUGGGUAGAGGGAGUGGCCAUCAUCGUCGCCAUUGCAAUUGUGGUGAUUGUUGGUUCAUUGAACGACUUCCAAAAGGAAAGGCAGUUUGCCAAAUUGAACAGGAAAAAGCAGGACCGAGUUGUAAAGGCUGUACGAUCGGGGAAGAUUGUGGAAGUAUCCGUCUACGACGUGUUGACCGGUGAUGUCAUCCACCUCGAGCCUGGAGAUCUGGUGCCUGUUGACGGUGUCCUCAUCGAAGGCUUUGAUGUCAAAUGUGACGAAUCGCAGGCCACCGGUGAGUCAGAUAUCAUUCGCAAGCGAGCAGCCGACGAAGUUUUCGAUGCCAUCCAGAACCACGAGAGUCUAAAGAAGAUGGACCCAUUUAUCCAGUCUGGUGCCCGAGUGAUGGAGGGAGUUGGUACAUUCAUGGUCACUUCCACCGGUGUUUAUUCGUCGUACGGCAAGACUUUGAUGGCCCUCAAUGACGACCCUGAAAUGACACCACUCCAAGGAAAACUGAACGUCAUCGCCACCUGGAUUGCAAAGUUGGGUAGUGCCGCUGGUCUUCUUCUUUUCAUUGUUCUCUUCAUCAAAUUUCUGGUCGCUCUACCACAUAUGCCAAGCACGGUUACCCCUGAAGAUAAAGGACAACAAUUCCUUAACAUCUUUAUUGUUGUGGUCACAAUUAUCGUGGUCGCUGUUCCCGAAGGUUUGCCACUUGCUGUCACGCUCGCCCUGGCAUUUGCGACAACACGAAUGCUCAAGGAUGCCAAUCUCGUCCGACACCUCAAGGCAUGCGAGGUUAUGGGUAAUGCUACAAGUAUCUGCUCUGAUAAGACGGGUACCCUCACCCAGAAUAAGAUGCAGGUUGUUUCGGGAACCAUUGCUACAAGCCAUAGGUUUGGCGGAAGCCCAGCUUCGAACGAUGAUAGUGACGACGAAGACGAGGCCAUCGACACAAGCCACGAUGGAACAGCCCAGGAGCUCGUAGCGAUGCUGAGUCCAUCUGUGAAGGACCUUUUGCUUAAGUCUACCGCCCUGAACUCGACUGCCUUCGAGGGCGAGGUGGAUGGCGAGAAGACCUUUAUCGGCUCGAAGACGGAGACUGCACUACUUCUCUUUGCCCAGGCUCAUCUUGGAUUGGGACCAGUUGCUGAGGAGCGUGAGCGCGCCACGACACUGCAGUUGAUCCCUUUCGAUUCUGGCCGCAAGUGCAUGGGUAUCGUUGUCAAGUUGCCAAAUGGGGGUGCGAGGCUGUACAUCAAAGGUGCCUCUGAAAUCAUUCUCGCGAAAUGUUCGGAAAUGCUUCACGACCCCACAGCGGAUGAUCUCUCGACCAGCCAUAUGACUGCUCAGGACACCACUGUCAUCUCCAAGCUUAUCGACAGCUACGCAUCACGGUCGCUGCGAACUAUUGGUAUUGCUUACAAGGACUUCGGUUCUUGGCCACCCUCGGAUUUGCGGCGAGCUGAAGGAUCCCAGACUGAAAUUGCCUUUGAGGAGCUCUUUGACAGCUUGACGUUCAUUAGUGUGGUCGGCAUUCAGGAUCCUUUACGUGAGGGAGUCCUUGAAGCUGUGAGGCAAUGCCAAAAAGCUGGUGUUACUGUCCGUAUGGUCACUGGAGAUAACAAGCUCACGGCCCAAGCUAUUGCCAAGGAGUGCGGUAUUCUUCAGCCUGGUGGUCUUGUUAUGGAGGGACCUGAAUUUCGCAACCUCAGCCGUCUUCAGCAGGAGGAGAUUAUCCCCAGGCUACAGGUCUUGGCACGGUCGAGCCCAGAGGACAAGCGUGUGUUAGUCAAGAGACUCAAAGAGAAGGAUGAGAUUGUUGCAGUCACUGGUGACGGAACAAACGAUGCUCCUGCUCUGAAAACUGCCGACGUCGGUUUUUCGAUGGGUAUUGCUGGGACUGAGGUUGCGAAGGAGGCUUCAUCCAUCAUUCUCAUGGAUGACAAUUUUACCAGUAUUGUCAAGGCGCUUAAAUGGGGCCGAGCCGUGAACGAUGCAGUGAAGCGCUUCUUGCAGUUCCAGCUUACCGUGAACGUCACUGCGGUCGCUCUCACCUUCAUCACUGCCGUGUCAAGUGACGAAGAGAAAUCGGUUCUUACUGCUGUGCAACUUCUCUGGGUCAACCUCAUCAUGGAUACUCUUGCAGCCCUCGCUCUCGCUACUGAUCCACCCAUGGACAGCAUUCUAGACCGAAAACCAGAGCCCAAGCACAAUUUCAUCAUCACCCCGACGAUGUGGAAGAUGAUUCUUGGCCAGGCCGUGUAUCAGCUUACCAUUACACUUCUACUCUACUACGGAAGCCCCAAGGGCGUCCUGCCCCUGGUCCGCAUCCCUUCAGAUGGGGAGAUUGCUACUCUUGUUUUCAAUACCUUUGUGUGGAUGCAGAUCUUCAACCAAUGGAACAACCGACGCUUGGAUAACAAGUUCAACAUCUUUGAAGGGCUGACGAAAAACUGGUUCUUUAUCUGUAUCAGUGCUCUGAUGAUGGGUGGUCAAGUUUUGAUCAUUUUCGUUGGAGGCGCGGCCUUUUCUAUCAAUUCAGAGGGGCAGUCGGCCAAACUCUGGGGUAUUGCACUUGUUCUCGGUGUCUUCUCUAUUCCUUUCGGCUGCAUCAUCCGGCUGAUUCCCGAUUCAAUUAUCAUUGCUCUUAUCCCAGAAUUCCUUAAGCGAAGGGCCAAAAAGACUCCAGGAGUCAGGAUCUCAGACGAGGAGAUGAGCAUGUACCCUGAGCCACUGGCAGAUGUGCGAGAUGAGCUCAAGUUCCUCCGACGCAUGAAGGGAGGGCGUCUCAACAACUUGAAGUUUGCCAUCCAGCACCCCAAGGAAACCCUGCUCCAAGUACGCAGCCCGUCUCACUCUCGUUCAAAUUCGUUGUUGCCCCCUCCACAGACGCCGACCACGGACGAUAAGCUGGGAUCAGGGGCAGCCACCCCCGAAUCUCGUAGACGGUCCAGGUCAAUGCGAUCGCGCUCGAACUCGGCGCUCGGUGCGCCUACAGUCAUGGCUGGUCUUGUCGCAGCUGGCGUAGCAGCGGCAUGGUCACCGGUUGGACGGGCACCAAACGAGGAUGCAGAUGAGGCGAGCGAGCAAAGACAUGGAUCCAAGGCCGACGAUACCAAGUAG